AUGUUCAUCAAGGUUACGGAGAGACAGGUGGAUGCACAGACUGGCGUUCAGUACACCUUUGGGGAGCUGCUGGACGGUUGCCGUCGCGUCGCCGCUGGACUCCGCAGACUUGGGCUGCGCACCGGCGACAUUGUCGCUUUCCACUGUGUCAACAGCUACGAAUCGAUGGUUACCAUGUGCGGGACUUUCUUCGCCGGUGGCGUAGCCAAUCUGAUCAAGACUAAUCUCACUCACGGUGAAGUUCGACCACAGCUAAUUGUCGCACAACCAAUUUUCGUUGUCUGUGACUUGAAGGACGCAGAGAAGGUCAAAAAUGUUUGCGAAGGCAUUGCGUCACUGAAGAGUGUCAUCGUUACCACCGGAGCUUGUGAAGGAACACGAAUGCUGUCUGAGCUGAUGCAGUCUUCUAUGGGAGGCGUCGAAGCGCUCAUCAAUCCGAACCCCGACGCAGUGUUGGCGAUAUUCUACUCUAGCGGCUCAACAGGAUUCCCGAAGGGCGUGCUGCUUACCCACCGCAACAUAAUCGCCCAAGUUAUAUCGUUCCGGAACCAGGCUUCCAACACAAGCACGCCGAGCAACUGCCUUUCCAAGUGUCCUGCGCUUGCAUUGCCGACGACGGCCUUUUUGUUUCCAACAAUCGUUCACAAGUUGGAUCAAUCCCCGCUUACGGACCAACUGGACACCAGCAGUCUCACAAAAGUGAUUGUCGGUGGCAGUACACUAACCUCGUCCGUUCUGCAAAGUGUCGUUCAGAAGCUUCACCUGCCGGGGAUCAUACAAGCUUAUGGUAUGACAGAACUAACCGGGGGCGCCGCCUCUUCGACACCACAACUUGAUGACCUCAAGAGCGUGGGCCGGCCACUACCGUUCAUCGAGAUCAAAGUGGUGCAUCCCGAGAGUCGUCAAACUCUUGGUCCGAACGAGCAAGGGGAGAUAUGCGUGCGAGGACCAAACUGUUUCAAGGGAUACUUCAAGAACGACAUAAAGACUUCAGAAGCUUAUGAGAACGGCUUUGUUCGCACUGGUGAUAUCGGCUACUACUCUGCCGACGGCCGCAUCUUCAUCUGCGGCCGCUUGAAAGAGCUCAUCAAAUGCAUGGACCAGCAAGUGGCUCCCGCUGAACUGGAAGAGCUUCUGGCUGCAGACCCAGACGUGCUACAGGUGAUCGUGGUUGGAGUGCCACACCCGCAGUACGGAGAGGCCCCUCGGGCAUUCGUGGUGCCCCGGCGCCGCCUUCCUGGGCCCGACGAAGAGGCGCGCGAGGCCGACAGGCUAAAGAAUCUUGUUGCUGCCAAUUUUGCCAACCACAAGCACCUGUACGGUGGUGUACAGUUCAUGGACAGCAUACCGCUGACUGGAAACCAAAAGAAUUCGCGAAGUUCCCUCAAGGAGCUGUACAUUCAGCAGAACAGAUGCGCCAACCAGAGAUGUUUGGAUGCCUGAAACAUGUCGUUUCCGUGUCAUAAUUUAUUCUGUGUUGUGU
Dermacentor silvarum is the source of this 1483-nucleotide messenger RNA. Its product is annotated as probable 4-coumarate--CoA ligase 1. The record is from RefSeq and is a predicted model, not a curated record. The transcript is spliced from 11 exons. Bases 1 to 1443 code for a protein of 480 amino acids. NCBI's taxonomy places the organism in Eukaryota, Metazoa, Arthropoda, Arachnida, Ixodida, Ixodidae. Gene Ontology annotation, molecular function: CoA-ligase activity.